Molecule: messenger RNA, 12643 nt
Organism: Wyeomyia smithii (pitcher-plant mosquito)
Lineage: Eukaryota; Metazoa; Arthropoda; Insecta; Diptera; Culicidae
Gene: dikar
Product: protein split ends
Exons: 11
Coding region: 649-10020 (3123 amino acids)
Biological process (GO): chromatin remodeling
Cellular component (GO): CERF complex
Molecular function (GO): protein binding
Source: RefSeq, a predicted model, not a curated record
UCCGUUCGAACGCGAUAAGUGUAUGCAGCUAGAGUUGUCUCGCAUACAGUAAUAUCGAACUGCGAAAAAAGAGGCAACCAUUUUUCUCCGUCGAUAUCGAGUACGCGAGAUUGUGCAGAUUUUCCGUUUUUCAUCGCUACCGUCGCGGGUGUCGUCGCCGCGGAAUAGUUCUAUCCGUUCGGGAACAGUGGUUUAUUGGGAAUAUCUUCACAGUGGCGGGAAUACAGGGCGCAAGGGUUGGAUUUAAACUAUUCUACAAUUUGCUAGUGGGCCGGACGCGAAGGGUGCGCGUUUCUCUUGGUCAAAAUAGCAGAAAGCACCACUGGGAGUAAAAAGUGAAUUGUGAUGUUUUUUAUUCGUUUUGUCUUCCGGAUACGACUGUUUUCGGGUGAUAGAGUACCUGCCGUUCGAUUAGCUUGGACCGAGCAAACUACAAAACCAACGGCUCUUGGAACGGAAUUGGAUAAUUUGGCCUUGACUCCGAUCAGUUAAACGCCAUACUGGAGGGAUCUGGAUUAAAAGGAUAUCGUAAGAAUCUUGUCCAUCACUACAUACAAACACCAGGGAAUCGUGGAGCUCAGAUAUUCUCGGUGUACAACCACGCGGGAAGCAGACAGACGACGAUAACUCCGUUAGGACUCAAAGGGCAUGUUUUCCACUUUCAUUGGCCUAAUUGAUAUUCAAUCAUGGUGGGAGGUGCCCUGCAUUGCACACUUCUGUUCGCUGUUUAGUAGCUCUUUUCAGUUGCCGGAUUUUGAUAUAGAGGACCUCGAGGAAGCCCUAUUGACCGAUGCCGACGUUGAGAGUGAGGUUGAUCUAAAAGUCUACAACGCACGUCUAUUAUCGGAUCUUAUCGUUGCACUGUUGAAGGGUUGUGAUGCACUCAGCCAGAUCGUAGCACACAUCAGUCCGAGUAAUUAUCAGAUGUUCCUGAGGAGACUAUUUCGCCAGAAAUGUCAGGAGUAUAACAUUGACAACCCGUUCAAUACUGAUACCGAUUUUGAGAAACUACCAUUGCGUACUAAGAUUCUCAUUUUGAAAUAUCUAUGCGAUUUUCGGUUAGACUCGGCCGACGUAUACAACAGUUUCGCUAAUCUCGAAGCCGAUAGCCUACGAGUGGAACCACUGGGCUACGACAGCAAGGGCUCCGCCUAUUGGUAUUUUUUUGGCACCAGAUUGUACCGAGAGGAUUACGAAACAAUCUCCGGAAAAGGCAACAAAUCGUCGAAACGAUCGGUUUGGCAAGUUAUUUGCUUCAUCGAGGAAGACUGGCGUAACUUAGCCGGUAAGUUCCAGCGCUCCAAGAACGAGAACGAACGUGCUUUGCUGCAGCAGCUGGAGGAAAAUUUUCUACCAAACAUUCCAAAGAUCUUUCGCGACAAAGAACGCGAGCGACGAAACAAACUUCUCGAGCGUCGUACUUCUUCGCGCAUAAAGCUCUACGAAGAACGUCGUUUAGCUGAUCUCUAUCGUCAACAAGAAAUCGAGCAAGCGCAGAAGUCUCUACAGAGAGCAAAUCGGCCGCCACCAAGGUCCGAUACACCACCCUCCAAAGCUAGUAUAUCCGAAGAGAGAGCCAAACGUGCCGAACGACGAUCACGUUCGAACUCGGUCACAAGUAUAGUAUCAAUUUACGCAAGCUCGCCAGAACCUCUCACCAGUGAUCUUAUCAUUCAGCCAAAAGAAACCGAAUCCCCAAUCCUAAAUACUACUUCUAGCAAGCAUUCAUACACAAAACUUUCGAUCGCAACAGCUAAUCUCCAUUCCCCUGCUUCCCCAUCCUCUGAAUUAGGCUCUGAGCAAACCGUAAGCGCAGACCUUCUAGUGGGAUCUGACAGUUCCAAACGAGAUCCACAAGAAGAAGUGAACGAAGAAGAAGCAAACGCAAGUGUAUUCGGACAAUUAAUAAACAAUAGUUGCACUGAGAUUAUUGGCUCUAGUGCGAGUGUAGCUAGCAGUGAAAGCAGCAGCAGCGGUGUUAGUAGUCGCAACCGGGGAAAAUCUCCUACAUCGCCGUUGAAGGACGAACUUUUGUCGCCGCCUUCUACACCUCCGCCGCCAAUUACAGGAAAGGCCAAACCGAAGCGACCUUACAAGUCAAUUAGUGCCGAAAUCGAGCGCCUAUUGCAGUACAACCUCAAUAUGGCUCCGACGACGACCAAACUGCCCGGACGGCAGACCAACAACAGUCUUUCGUCAAUAACCGGUCCGGUGAUUUUACCAUUCGCCGACACACCGCCAAAAACUUCCAGCAGUACUGCGGGCAGCAAAAGUGGCGACUCGAGUGCUGCCGCUGGUGGCGGUGGGGCAGCGAGCAGCGGUGGUCGCAAAAAGAAAAGCAAAGCCGCGCAAGUUUUCACUACAUCUUCCACUCUGAUUUCGUCGUUUAGUUUUACCGAAACCGAAGAAGUGCUACAAAUUGGCAUGCAUAAGGUACUCGAGUAUAUCAAAAACCACGACGAUGCGUGGCCAUUCAUGGAUCCAGUGGAAGAGGAUAUUGCCCCGCGCUACUAUUCCAUUAUCAGGAGGCCAAUGGACCUGCAGAAGAUGGAGGAGAAAUUGGACAACGGGGAAUACUCAUCGUUUGGUGAUUUUCGCAACGAUUUCAGGUUGAUCGUUAACAACUGUCGAUUGUACAACGGACAAGCGAAUGAAUACACCGAGAUGGUCAACAACCUGCAGCUUGCUUUCGAGAAAGCGACCAAAAAAUAUUUCGACUCAAACUCGUCGGAUGAGGAGCCAACGUUGGAGUAUCCCUUAUUUAAGGAGAAACCAUUUGCGGCGGGUAACAGUGGAAGUGGUGCCGGGAAGAGCAAUGAAUCUACCAGUAGUAGUACCAGUGGGAAUCAUAACAAUAAUAACAAUAACAGUAAAUCUUCCAAAGAGACCAAAAGUAGCAAAAGUGGUGGGGGUAAGAAAAAUAGUAACAGUGGUAAAAACAGCAGUAACACAAAAAACAGUAAAACUGUUAGUGAAGAGCAAAUCAAAAUUUCAACACACGGUGAUGGCAAGAAGAAAGAAGAAAGUAUUAAGGACAUAAAGAAAGAUGAAAGUGAAACCAGUGAAAAUAAUGCCGGAAGAAAACAAGCUGGAAACAGCGGGAGUAGUGCAAAGAAAACAAAACCUACAGAACAACCCGAUGCGAAGAACAGUGCAAGUGAAAACAAAGGUUCAAAUGCAAAAGGAUUGAAGCGUAAGCGAAAAGAGAAAGAUAAAAGCAGUAAAGUGAAAACGAAAAAAUUCAUGCCUAGCGAAAGUGGCGAAGAGGAGAAUGAAAAUGAAAAGGACCAAGAAACCGAAAAAGUGAUUCCAAAUGCAAAAGGAAUUCGAGAUGCAGAAAAAACGAAAUAUCGAUCUCCAACCCCUGAACGCCAAGAAAUGAAAAAGAAGUCCUCAUCGAAAUCAAAACGAAAGGAACAAAAAGGCAAAGAUAAAGGAAAGACGAGAAGGUCUGAAAAGGAAGAAAAACAAGCUACUAGUAGUUCCAGUAAACGUGAUUCGGUUCGAAAAGAUCGUCGGUCACGUUCCCGAUCUCGAUCCGAUGCUGAGUUCAGAUCAGUAUCCCCAGUCUCCAAGCGAAUCAGUCCACUUCCGGGGACCUUUCUGACCCCAAAGAAAGUCGAUAAACGUAGGGAAACAUCGACACCAAAGCAGAAACAUAGUAAAAAAAGUAGGAAAGAAGAAGAACACUCCUCCGAUCAGGAUGAUAUCAAAAACAAGGCAGACAAAACAGUUGACACGACAUUUAGCACAGCUUCCCCAUCACCAGUGGAAAACAAAAGGAAAAACAAAAACCAAACAACAAAGAAGCCGGUCCAUAGCAUCAGCGAAGAAUAUUCCGAUAAACAGCCUGAAGCAGAGGAACGCUACAAUCUGAGCACUGAUGCUGAUAUUGAAAAAGAACCGAUGCCAGACAAGAAAAACGAUUAUUUCUCAGAAGACAGCGUUCAAGAUCAACCAGCCACAGAAAAAGAAACCAAAAGAGGAAAAAAGAACAGGAAAAGCAGCCAAAAAUGUGGAAAAAUAAAAGAGAAAAGCAUAAAUGAAGAAAAGCCUAAGAAAUUCAAACAGAAGGGGAAGAAUGGAAAAAGCAAAAAAUCCAAAAGCAGGAGCUUCGAAUCAUCCUCGAUGGUUUCCCAUAGUAAUGAAGAUGAACUGAAUGACUCGCUAGAAGAUGAGAAGAAUAAAAAAGCUGCAGCAGAGAAAGAGAUUAUAAGUGCCUCAAAAAAACAACCGAAGGAUUUUUCCAAAUACACAACCCUCCCCAGGGAUAGAAGUGCGUCUAGAAGUUUUUCAAGAUCUCCCAGUCCGCUGCCUUCAAUCAGGGAUGAUUAUUCUUCGUUUUCAGAUCAUUCAAUGGAAUUCGAUGAAGCUGAUAUGGGAAGCGAAAGACACCCGGCAAAACAACUUCCUGCCCGACCAAUUACACCAGAUAUUGUUGACAAAUAUGACCUUAUUAAACAACGGAGACGCAAUCAGGCCGCAGCUGCGCUGUCAGCUUCAACUCCAGUAGCUACUAAUGACAAAGCUGCAAAGGCCAAAAAUCAUAAAACUCAAGAGAGUUCGAGUCGAAAGAAACAAAAAACCGAUCAACCGCUAAAUAGCAGUCCAAGUGCCUCCUCAAUUCUGCCACUUACAAAUAAAACAAAACCGAAGGUAGAUGGGGAACAACCCAUUAAAGCUAAAGAAACUGCUAUCAAAAAUAAAAAGAAACGAGAUCAUUCUCCUGCUGUCGGUCCUCGCUCUCAUGAUUCAGUGAAUCCGGUACCUAAAUGGACAGCCGAAUCGGACCACCGUCCUCCGUUAGUUGAGAAACCACGGCUUUCGUAUAAGGAUGAAAAAGUCGAAAAGCAGCGAGAACCGGAGAAAAAAUCAGAUCCAUGCGAUGAGUAUGAUUUCGUGGACGAUUCUCCAGUGGAAACCAUUGCUCCGAAACAAGUGACACCCAUUGCUUCACCAGUCGAGAAAAUCCAGAAACCUUCCAAAAAUAAAAUAGAUUCCAGCAGCAGCAAAAAACCCGCUAAAACUCCCAUUAGCAGCUCUUCGCGUCCAUUAACUAUUGGUAGUACCAAUAAACAGCCUAAACAAUCCGGAGCCAACAUGGAAGCGCUGGAACUUGAAACUGAACAAACCUUGAAGGAUAUCAACAAAUGGUUGGAAAAUACCCCUCGAUUUUCCGAAUACAGCUCUGCCAGCAACUCUCCCUCUCGGUACAUCAUGGACGAUCUGGACGCAGUAACAGCUAAAAUUGAUGCGGCUGAUUUUCGCAAACCAAUACCACUUUCACAGCUCCCAGAGGAACCAGACAAACCAUUAAUUCCGUCACCUCAGCUGUCAAUUGGCCCACCACCAUUGGCGGCGCUUUCAACGAGCUCCGUUCCAAGUGUCAUGUCGCCCAAACGGAACACACCUCCAAUUCACGCUGCUGCUACUGCAUUGAAAGAGCCCUCUAAACCUAAACUCCCAAAGGACCAACCACCUCAGGACGGCGUUAAUCCAAUUAAAGAAACUAUUGCCAAUCAACCCGCUGCUUUAACAAAACCUCAACAACAGCAAAUUCCCCAGUCAACCCAGCCAGGACAACUACAAACUCUUCCAGCUCCGACUUCAAAUGAAAGGCCGUUGCUGGGCCCACCACCUAUCAUUCCUCCCCAUUCGCAGAAAAAGGAACCAAAGGAACCGAAACGAAAAAGUCUUAAAGAAAAGUUAAGUCAACUGGGUUCCCGAAAGCGGGAAACUGUUCAGCAUCACCGCACAACCAUAGAUCGUUUACAGCCGGGUAAAUCCAAGGGCAAUCUAAUUAGCUCAAUUCAAAACCUCAACAAACCUGAGGAGUUGUUUCCGUUGGGUGGAGGUAGCGGUGUUGCCACUGGCGCUAGCGUUGGCCUUGCCGGAACGAAGCUGAAGGAGGUUAAAAAUUCUUUAAUCGUCAAAACGGAUGAAUCGAAGCCAAAGUUAAGUUUGGGAACAGUACUAAACACAGCAGAAGGUUUCGGUUUGGGGCAACAGCAUGAGUUCGCGGAUGAAAAGAAAGAAAAUGUCGAAACGGUGGAUAAUGCUGUUAGAGAUAUUGACAAACCAUUGGAUUCGUUGAACAGCACUAAAGUUGAUUCGAUCAACAGUCAGACAAAUAAGCUGUUGAUUCAUGAUGAUUUAAAAGCUGCCAAAGCAGAACUCGCUAAGACUGAUCCGGCAAAAAUUAUGGAAUCUCCAGAAAAGGUAAUAAAAGCGGUGACAAAAAGCGACAAGCCAUCAGCAACACCAAAUUUGAGUGCUUGGUUCAAGGCUUUUGGUGGGGCACCGAAGAAACACAAAAAAGCGGAGGAUGGCGAAGAAGCAGCAAGUAAAAGCUCUCCGAAUGAAGGGACGAAAAGUAGUGACAAUACAUCGCCAUCAGAUGUUCCGCUAGUUCCCAGCUUGGAGAGUCCUAGCUAUCCUUCCUUACCUGCUCCUAGACAAAGGAAAGCGAGUACGGGAAGCACCGUGUCAGAAAGAUCUUCUUACAGUCAGGAUCCGGAUAGUCCGCGAAUUGGAAUUGAUGAAAGAAUUGGAGUAUAUCCAGCUCCUUACCCAAGUCCUAUGGGCGCAUCACCCGUUAUGACUUCACCAAAGCUGGAUGAUACGCAGAAAAGUCCGUACCCAAUGAAUGGUGCAAUCAAAGUUGGAUUCUAUCAAGACACUACAACCAAGAGCAGUCCCGAAAAGAGUUGCAGCCCGAGAGAUUUGCCUUCGCCGUAUCCACAAUACUCACAGCAUUUAUACACGGCUAAUUCUGGCAUGGCCGCAAAUAGUGUGUACGGGAACUACUCGUAUGGAACGAAUGGUGGGGUGCCUGUGACCGCAACUACCAAUUCUGUGGAUACCUUCAAGAGCUAUGAUCAGUACAAACAACCUGCUUCCCAAGAAUCGGAUUAUAAUUCAUCGAUGAGCCCCAGUACAAAUCCAAACUCCCCAUACCAUAAUCAACAAUCGUCGCCUUACCAACAACAACCUAAUUCUCCGUAUCAACAACAAAAUCCAACCUACAAUCAGCAACAACCUAUACCAUCCCCGGCUUCGUCGGGUCCGCUAUCGCCAUACAGCAACAACUCUCUCGCGGCAUCAGUACAACAAAGUCCAGCUCAGUCAGUGAGUGGCCAUUCACCUUUCAAUCCUUCGCCAACGUCGCCUUAUCAAACGCCUCAACACCAGUCUCAGAGUCAGCAACCACCGCCACCACCACAAAAGCCUAACCAACCACAACAACAACAACCAGCGCAGCAUUCAUCUAAACCAAAUACGCCUAUUCAUCAGAGUCCCAACUCACCAUUCUCUCAAUCAAAUCACAGUUCACCGUAUUCGCAGCAGGAUCCCAAUUCGCCUUAUUCCCAAGGCCAGCUGUCUCCAUUCCAGCCGAUGUCGCCGAAAACUUCACAGAUUCCCAGCAUACCUCAGGGAACUACUAACAAUAGUUUGAAGCUGGCCCCGCCAAUUAUUACGCCUCAACAGGCUGCAGCAGCCGCUGGAGUAACGCUACCGGAGUCACCUGUAAAUAAUUUAUCCCAGCAACAGACCUCACCUCAACAUCAGCAACAACAACAACAACAGCCACAACAUUCUACCGAAACUCCUGGAUCUCAGCUGCCUCUUCAGCAACCUCAGCUUCCUAACCAGAUCAAUACUCAACAAAACACUUGGAAUCAACAGCCGCAAUCGAGCUAUAAUCAAUACGCUGAUAGCUCUGCUUUAAAUAUGGGGACAAGUUUGCCGGCACCUGCCCACAUGCAUCAUCACCAUCAACAGCAGCAGCAGCAGUCACAAUCCCAAACUCGACAGCAGCAGAAACCACAACCAGCACAUCACAAUGUACAACAGAUGCCGCCUUCUGCUGCCCAUCUGCUUUCGUCUCAGCAGCAGCAACAACAACAACCACCACAGCAAACACCACCUUGUGUGCAGCAGCAAAAUUUUAACAACCUCACACCGGCCCAUACGCAACCAAGCGGUGGCCAACAACAGCACAGUCAUCUAAGCACUCUGCUGAGCAGUAAUAGUCCGUACACAUCGAAUUACGGUCGACAAGCGUACGAAUCAACUGCACAAAGUCAGCCACAACAGCAAGAUGCUAACAGCAGCGUCAAGAAUCAGACAGCCAAAGUACCUGAGCUAAUUAAUCUAGGCUACAACAGCGGGGGCAGUAACGAGGUCAGUAACAAGGUUCAACCACAACAUCAGGAAGUCCCAAUGAACAUGGGCGCUAAACCAGCCGAUAACACCAAAGAGAAAGAAAUGGCCAAACAACAGCAAAUGUUCGAACUUAUGGGAGCUAUGGGUUAUGGGAGCCCGAUGGACAUAUCAAUCAGCAAAAGCAAGGCAUUCGAUAUGUUCAACCGAGCGGCGACAAUGACAUUCCCUAGAGGUUUUCCUUCGGCAAGUGGUCAAGCCCAGAUACAGCCGCAACAGCAACAAGAUGCUGCCAAAAUGUCCUAUGGUGGAUCCGGUAGUUCUGCCACCUACGAUCAGAUGCAAACGAAUACUAAUAAAGCACACGACAUGAGCGGAAGUCAUGUAUACGGAAUGCCUCAUCAGCAGUCUCAGCAAACAAAAGCAAACCAAAAUGACAUGCUCUCGGCUGGAAAUCUUCGCGGAAAUUCGGCUGGAUAUGACCAACGGCCAGCAGCAGCUGUUGCAUCUGUUUCUCAACACCAACAGCAUCAUCCGCAACAGCAGCAACAAAAUAACAUGGAUCUUAGUACCGGUUACAAAGCGUUCAGUGGUCAAUCCCCAUCCACUCUCAUGGAUCCUGCAUUACGUAAUCUAGCCUCACUAUCGUCUUUAUACCAGACGGACGAACGGUUGCUAGCUUCCGGUUCAUCAGCGGCUGGAUAUUACGAUAAAAGUAUACCGCCAGAUGCUCAUAUGUACGGAAAAAAUCUGUCAUCGGAUGCUUCUUCAACAAUCGGUUCGACCACAUCAUCUUCGGCCUUGCAGCAAAUGUUCAACACCUCGAUGGCUACAACAAUGGCGUACAAUGCGGCAGCACGCGACCAACAGGCAGCCUACGGAACAAACUACCAUCAUCAUCAGAGAAGCGAUUUAAUUGGUCAAGGGCAAAAAGUUCCACUGAACAUACCUUCGGUUGCAAAUCCCACAAUUGCAGCACCAGAGACGACCAAACCAAAAAGAGGUCGCAAGAAAAAAGAUACUCAAGACCUAUUACAACAGCAGCAGCAGCAACACCAGCAGAUGCAACAUCAACAGCAAGCUCAUCAGCAUCAGUCGCAGCAACAACAACAGCAGCAGCCGAACGCAGCUCAUCAAGGCUUCCAGUCGUAUUCUGGCCUGAAAACAACUCAACCAUCCAGUGCUUCCAAUAACCAAACGACAACACCAGCUGCAACUUCGAGCAUUGCAGGAGGUAAUGUUGCUUCAAACUCCUCGGAUCCUUCGCCAAUUUCGCUGAAAACGGCAAACGUUGUUCCAGGCAGUGCUUUCAACUUUGGACCUGGGCCUGCUGGUUUAGGUCUUCCGUCAAGCUUGUACGGUGAAAACUCUCCCUAUCUGGACGAAUUCCGCGCCAAUCCCAACCCAUAUCCCUAUCUUACCUCUAGUCACCCACGUGGCCCGUCCGGGUCUUCUUCCGCAUCCGGUGGGCCGUCGACCGACGGAUCCGAUAAGGUAGUUAAUGCCUCAGCCGCCACUGCCUCUGCUGCUGCAGCAGCAGUAGCCGUAGCCGCAGCAGCUGUUCACCAACCUCCUCCAUCAGCCGCUUCUCCAUAUCACCAGUUUCUGUCCCAUCCAUCGUCCCGCCCGUCGCCAUAUCCUUUUAUGAACCAGCUGGAACCGCUGCACCAGCAAUACAUCCGCCAGGAAGAACUGCGCGCCCAAAUGAUGCUGAAUCAAAGUCUAGGUUUGGGAGCUCCGGGGGCACAUGGGCCACCCCCAGGAGCGUAUGGACAACCUGGAGCCUACCAUCCGGCUCUUGGCAUUCAUAAACCCUACGAUGCAAUGAACUCGAUAAAUCGACCACCGUGGCUAUAACAAGAGCAAGAUGUCACCAACGCUACCUCGGUGGUGGUGACGGCCAGGACCGGUUCUACUACUGCACACGAAGACGUUAUGGCACCAGCAAAUAUCAAUCAAGAGUCUGCUAUUACUACUACUUCUACUACCGUAGAAGCACCCGAGCAAGCCCGGAACGAAUCUAUGGUUUGGGAAGCUCGCCGGAACCAUACCCACACCUUCUAGAUCGCGCAAUAUGUUAUCUCGUGAUGUUGAUUUUAAACAAAGUGAUUUUAAGUUUUAAAGUUUAUUUUUUUAAACUGCGACGUAGAUAUAUAUAAAAGUAUAUACAUAAAGUUUUUUUUUCGGUUUUUCGAAGAGCAGGAAACAAACUGGUUAGUUUUAGGAAAAGAGAUACGAUAUGUAUUUAAAGCAUAAUUAAGCUUAGGCACGGUGUUGUAGAUUGUAGAUACGAAUAAAGCAUACAACUGGACGUCUUUCAGUCGGUUUUUGUGUUGAGGAUAGACAACAUAAUGGCUAUGGCUGACGGCCGGAUUAUUUUGAAACUUGCAGUUGUGCUGGAUAUUUGAAACUGAACUCUGCACAUAUUCUUUCACGAUUUUGAAUGUUCCUCAUGGUAAAUAGGUAUGAAUAAUGGAAGAUUGCUCGCGAAUAGACUUCUUUAGAAGAAUCUUGUUGCUUGUUGGUAAACUUUGAAUACUAUGAGUGAAGCACACCAAUGAACGCUUUUGGCUAAGCAUGCAUUUUUAAUAUCAACUCAUCACAAUUUUUUUUAUACAGUGAUUUUGGUUUUGAAAUAAUCUUUCAAUAUUCGAUGUUCAAUUGUGUCGGCAGCAAAAUAGUAGAGACAUCUCAAUUGUCUUCUUGUUAAUUUAACGUGCAUAUCCAAAUAUCGAACUUUCAAUUAUUUAUCGUGCAAUACCCAAUUAAACGGUUUCUGUGUCAAACCUCAGUGCACUACCCUUUAGGGUGUAAAAAACCUUCAUAUAACCGACGAAUGAAUGUCACAGUGUAACCUUAGUGCUGUAACUGAAAAAGAUAUGCAAUUUCUUAAAGUUCAUUUUGCAUAACUAUAAGAUUUUUUCUCAAUAGAGUGCCAAAUGGCGUCCAAAAUUAGCUUCGUUAUUGUGUAAUGUUUUGUUGAAUGCCGUAAAUGAAUACAAAUUUAAAUGACCUUUUGUAAAUGUACUCUACAAAUAAAUUUAACUAGCCUUACCAGUACAAUAGACAGAAAUAUUAGUUAAGCUUAGUGUGCGCAAUAAAAGAGCAUCAAUUAAAGAUCUACGUUAUAUAUUUGUUGUCUAAAUCUUUGUACACUUGCUUCCACAAAGUGGUUUUGCUUAUAAGAGCAAUCAGUGUGUUUUAAUAGUAAUAGUACUAGUGAUACUUUUGAUUAAUAGUGCUGAGUACAUGAUAUACAACAAUGUAGAAUGUGGUCUAAUCACAUUAGCACACCAUUUUCGGCACAUUAUCGUUUGUUACAUGUUGUCUUUUGCUUUGUUUUUCUUCACAUAUAUUUGUAAACUCAAAUCUUAGAUUCGAGAAUCAGCUGUCGUAAAAUAACCGUAACUUGUGUACACUGUAAUUAUAAACGUUGAAUUUUGUUGGGUUAGAUUAGGUUUUAUGUUUUGCUUCUAACUAUGCAACUCAAUGAGAUUAAUCAAGAAGGAAUGAAGCGUAAAUAACGGUUUCAUUGCAUUGUUUUUGAAGCAGUGCUUUGGCUAAGGUGAAUCGCGUUUCACACUCUCUAAAUUGCUGCAUCUAGUUUUCAAACUUUCAUCAAGUCGGCUAAAGUAUAUAACCCUACUGACCCCAAUGACCAAUGAUGUUUGCGAGCCCGUAGAAAUCACGACAGCAGAGUGUCAAUAUGGUUUGACACAAUAGUUUAGACAUGUCCUCAUCGUGGUAUUUUGGCGGAACAUUAGUGACCUAUAUAGACCAAUUAGCAUUGCUGUUUGAAUGUUGCAUCUUAUGGUCCUAUUUAAAAUGCUUCAUUUGUGGAGCCGCACCAACAACUUUAAUAUCAGAAGAAAACUACUUUUCAUAAUAGUGUAAAUAAAACUAAUUUAAGCAAUCCCUUUAAACAGAAUCAAAAUACUGAAAGUGUGUAUAUAGAUAUAUUUUAGUUUCGCAUAUUUUAACAUGUGGUCACAGAUCAGCACCAUGUUAAAAGGUACGUGUUUUUAGGGUUAUAAGUCUUCUAUAGAGUUAUGAGAUAUCGUACAAUACCUGUAAAGUAAUUAGUUUAAUUGGGAACAUUAACCAGACAAAUGGAAAAAGUGGAUAAACACAUACAGAAAUGUUUACUUUAUAGUAGACCAUAAGAUAAAAAAAAGAAAAAAAAAACAUUCAAAUGCAAAAUUCUAUGUUUACAAACUUUGGAUAACAAAAAAAACAUGUUGAUUAAUAAUAUGUUUAGAGGAGUAAAUAAAUUAAACCGUAUACACAAUAAUCGAUUUAGUUUUAUAUAUAUUAUAAACCAUUUACUACAAAGGUAAAUCAAACAUAUAUUAUUACUGAUGAUGAAUACUGUUAUGAUAUGGAAUAAAGUGUGAAAGUAGUAGAAAAAUAUACAAAUAAAUUGUGAAUGAGACAAAUGUAAAAUGAAGAAUGAAGUAAAUAUAUUGAAAAACUGUAACAA